Bactrocera oleae (olive fruit fly) is the source of this 812-nucleotide messenger RNA. It is a transcript of the gene COX8, whose product is annotated as Cytochrome c oxidase subunit 8. NCBI's taxonomy places the organism in Eukaryota, Metazoa, Arthropoda, Insecta, Diptera, Tephritidae. Gene Ontology annotation, cellular component: mitochondrion. Gene Ontology annotation, biological process: mitochondrial electron transport, cytochrome c to oxygen. The record is from RefSeq and is a predicted model, not a curated record.
GUCAUAUUUUUGAAACAAAUUCAAUCAAUUUUUUUAUCUUAACCGGCUGUAUAAAUCACUAUAUGUAUAUACAUAUGUUCACUGUGAUACAGAUGGUGAUUUAUCUAUAAGGUAUGUUCAAUAAUUGACAAUAAAUGCACAUAAAAAUCGCAUACGCCUUUGCAAAAUUUACUUUUCUUUUAAAAAUACUAAAUUAUUCUUGAUUGUUGGAUGGUUUUUAUAAAUUGGAAAAUCCUAAAAAGACCAUCGUUGUUAUAAUAUUGUUUCGUAAUAUUGCCAAAUAUUUCCGCUGAACUUGAGUGAUUUCUCUGUGGAUAAUAUAAUUUUUAAACUCAAUGCAUUUAAGGUAUAACUGUAGAUGCCGCUAAUGCGCAGCUGAAUAGCUGAAAAGACGAUUGUCAAAAAAUUAUCGAUCAAAGUGUGGCAGUGGAAUAAUUCCAAUUUCGGCCAGAAGUUAAUCAGUCGCCAAAUUUUUAGUGAAUAAUAUUAAAAAAGAAAAUGUUCCAAAACAGUGCCGCUCGUCUUUUGGUUCCAGCUAUCCGAAAUGGAUUGCAAAGCCGUUGCCAAUCUGUCAUUGCUGGACCACCAAUAAACAAGGUGUCUACAGCCGAAAAAAUCAUCUUGGGUGGAGGAAUGUGCGUGUCGUUGCUCGUUGUACCGGCGUGGGUGUUGCUCCAUUUGAAGGAAUAUAAAGGUGGCAAGUAAAUUCAGCACCACAUUGGAAGAAUUGCUUUCAGUACAUAAUAAAAUUUAAAGUUUUUGUGAAGUUGUAAAGUAAAAGCAUUAAAAUAUACAAUCGCUUAUAAUUUAAA